AUGGCGAAGGAGGUCUGGGACUGUCUCAAGACAAGGUUUGUUGGUGCGGAUCGCCUCAAGAACUCGCAGCUACAGACGUUGAAGAGCGAAUUCGACGCCAUGCGUAUGCAGGAGGGAGAGACCUUGGAUCAGUACGUUGGAAAGCUCAACGGCAUGUCCGUUAGUGUGAUCACCGGGAUCGAGCAGUUCUACGACCUUGACACCAUGUCGUUCAAGGAAGUUAAGGCAUGGCAAAAGAAGGAUAGCAACGAUUCCUCGUCGAGUAGCAAGGGCAAGUUCCACGCUCCUGCAAAGAACAACAACCACGGCCGGGGUGGUCGUGGACGCGGCGGGGUGCCGUGCACUGACGAGGAGAGUAGCUUGGGCGACGGUCGCCGCAACAAGAGCCACAUUAAGUGCUAUGAUUGCUAUAAGAUGGGGCACUACACGAACGAAUAUAAUGCACUGAAGAAGGAGGGGGAGGAGACACACCUCACAUGUGCCGAUGACACCGAGCUAGCUUUAUUGCUCGUAGUGUCAGAGGAGGUACCGAGGUUGCAGCAAAGGCAAGAUGUCAUGUUGCUGAAUAAGGAGAAGUUGAAGCCAGAACUGUGCGACACCAUGGAGGGAGGCUCCAGCUCUAAGGUAUUGUACCUGGACAAUGGAGCCAGUAAUCACAUGAUCGGUGACAAAGAGAAGUUCAGAGAGCUGGACGAAGGUGUCACUGGCAAGGUGAAGUUCGUGGAUGGCUCCACAGUGCAGAUCAUGGGCUUAGGGUUUGUUGUGUUCAGCUGCAAGAACGGCGACCAAUGGCUAUUACAGGAGGUCUACUACAUUCCCUAA
Phragmites australis (common reed) is the source of this 822-nucleotide messenger RNA. RefSeq lists its product as uncharacterized. Bases 1 to 822 code for a protein of 273 amino acids. The transcript has 3 exons. The record is from RefSeq and is a predicted model, not a curated record. NCBI's taxonomy places the organism in Eukaryota, Viridiplantae, Streptophyta, Magnoliopsida, Poales, Poaceae.